Messenger RNA from Lodderomyces beijingensis, 3540 nucleotides. The record is from the annotation of a GenBank genome assembly. Lineage: Eukaryota; Fungi; Ascomycota; Pichiomycetes; Serinales; Debaryomycetaceae.
AUGCUAUUAGCCAAUCCAGGCCAAUCGCAGCAGCAGCAGCAGCAACAGCCGCCGCCGCCGCCACAGCAACAGCAACAGCAUCCUUCGGGUCCAGGAAUAAUAGUCGCUGCAGCUCAAGCAGCAGCCGCUGCCGCGGCUGCUAACCAACAGAAUCAACAGAAUCAACAAAAUCAACAAAAUCAACAAAAUCAAUCUCAACCUCAGAAUCCGUCACUGGCUCUGGCUCUGGCUCAACAGCAGCAACAGCAAACACGAAAUACUCUUGGCAAUACCUUGAAUGAUACUACCGCUUCAACUUGGUUGUGCGUCGGUUCAUUGGCUGAAGCAAUGGGCGACUUGGAACGUGCCUUGUCCUCGUACGACUCUGCAUUGAGACACUCGCCUAGCAACCCCGAGAUUUUAACAAAAUUGGCCAAUGUCUACCGCUCAAAAGAUGUCUUUUACAAAGCAGCAGAAUUGUACGAACAAGCCUUGAAUUGCAGUCCCGAAAAUGGCGAAACCUGGGGCUUAUUGGGACAUUGCUAUUUGAUGUUGGACGAUUUGCAAAGAGCCUAUGCCGCGUAUCAGCGUGCUCUCUACUACUUGGAAAACCCAAAUGUACCCAAAUUGUGGCAUGGCAUUGGGAUAUUGUACGAUAGAUAUGGCUCGUUGGAAUACGCCGAAGAGGCGUUUGUAAGAGUGUUGGAAUUGGAACCAAACUUUGACAAGGCAAACGAAAUUUACUUUCGAUUGGGGAUCAUAUAUAAACACCAGGGUAAAUUGCAGCCAGCUUUGGAAUGUUUCCAAUACAUUUUGAAUAACCCGCCACAGCCUUUGACCCAGCCUGAUGUCUGGUUCCAAAUUGGCUCUGUGUUGGAACAACAAAAGGACUGGAACGGUGCCAAAGAUGCCUAUGAAAAAGUGCUUCAAGUCAAUCCUCAACAUGCAAAAGUCUUGCAGCAAUUGGGUUGCCUUUAUUCGCAAGCCGAGUCUAAUCCUCCAACGCCUAGCCAGAGCAAUGGUAAUAACCAUCAGCAGCAACAUAGCCAACCUUUCCAGCAAGAUUUAAACAUUGCUUUGAAAUACUUGACGCAAUCGAUUGAAAUUGAUCAAAGCGAUGCUCAUUCUUGGUAUUACUUGGGUAGAGUUCACAUGAUUAGAGGCGAUUUCAAUGCCGCCUAUGAAGCAUUCCAACAAGCUGUCAAUAGAGACUCGAGGAACCCAACUUUUUGGUGCUCGAUUGGUGUCUUGUACUACCAGAUUAGUCAAUACCGUGACGCUUUAGAUGCUUAUACGAGAGCAAUAAGGUUGAAUCCCUAUAUUAGUGAGGUUUGGUACGAUUUGGGAACCUUGUAUGAAACUUGCAACAAUCAAAUCAGUGAUGCCUUGGACGCCUACAGACAAGCUGAAAGAUUAGAUCCCGGCAAUCCUCACAUCAAGGCUAGAUUGGACCAAUUGAUUGAGUAUCAGAAUGAAGGCAAUACUCAUGCACCACAGCCUCCGCCAAGUAUUCAACAGCCUAGAUUGCCACAAGGGAUGGUUUUGGAAAGUAAUCAACAACCUGGUCUGCAAGGUCUACCUGGGCAACCUGGACACCCGGGACAUCCAGGUCAACAGCAAGCACCACCACCACCGGGUGCUCCUCAGUCAGAAUUACAACAUUCCCAGCAACAACUCCCGCAAGCAAUCGGCGGGCUUCCUCAACAUCAACAUCAACAACAUAUCCAAGCCCCCGGGCACUUGGGUAGCUCUGCGGCCCAACAACAACAACAACAAGCACCACCACCACCGCCACCUCAACAAAUGAUGGGGCACCAGCCUUCUCAUUUACCAGCACCUCCGCAAGCUCAUCAACAACAGCCGUCGAUUCCAAACCAACAGCAGCAACAACAGCUUCAUCAACCACCUCCACACCACCAACAACAACAUCAUCAACAACAUCAGCAACAUCAACAACAUCAGCAACACCAACAUCGACAACCACCACAACCACCACAACCACCACAACCACCACAACAGCAACAGCAACAACAACAUCCACCGCCUAGGCCGCAACACCAGCAGCCGCAUCCGGUGCAACAACCUACUCAGCUUCACCAGCAACAACCGCAGGAGCAGCAGCGUGCUCAGCCCCAUCAGGUGCAACAAGAGCAACCACGAGCUCACCCUCAAUUGCAGCAGCCCCAGGGCCCACAGACUCAGCCUCAGCCUCAGUUUGCAGCGGGAUUAGGGCAUUACCAAAGCUUUCCAACCAAUGCACAGAGCCAGCCGCAAUUGCCCCAACAGCCGCUGACUGCACAAUUCUCGGCACCGCACGCGUCUCCACCACCAUUGGCGAACCAUGCUCCGGGGGCUUUACAAAGCCAGGGUUCUGCUUUGCCGCCUCUCGGCCAACCAAGUCAGACGCAAGCUAGCGCGACACUGGGACCCACAUAUCCUGUAAAGAGUGAGAAUAACGACACCAAGCCUCAAUCAAAUGAAGCAAAUGCUGGGCCACUUCAAGCUCAAAAAGAAAGCGAGUCCAAGCUCCCACCGAGAAAGGAGGAGUUGUCCCAGGGCGAACCUACUUUGAACCAAUCGGCAGCUCCUUCCCAUGUGGCUUCGGUGCAUCACGAUGCUACUACUCCUGCUACCACUGCCACCAAUACUACGAAUACUAUUACUACUACCACCCUUGUGCCACCCAAGUCGGAGGAAGUGGCGGUGGCUCCUCGAUUAUCGCUGGAGACAUACGAUAGCUGGGGAUCGGCUACGCAGAAGACCAAUGGUAAACACGAUUUGGAGGAUAAAGGUGACGAAGAAAAGAUUUUGAAGAAACGAAGCGAGGCAUCGACGCCCUUGACAUCAACAAACGCGGAGAGGGAAUCGCAGAAGGGAGACUCGUCACCAAAGCCCUUGCAACUGGAGAUCAAGGUCUCUUCAAAACCACCGGCCGUUGACUUGAGCGAUAAAAAAGUUGAGCAACCGCGAGCAGGAACCCCAUCGUCUGCUGAAGCCCCGCCUAUGACUCAUCACACGCCUAGCGAAACCGAAAAGGCCGAGAGUAGCUCUAGCGAACCAGACGACGUGGAAUCUGGAGCCAUUCCAAAGACUAAAGAAGGGUCAACGGCAGAGGAGCAAAAACCUCACGACGUUAAAGAAGAACAAAAGGAGCAACACGAAGCUAAAGAAGCUAAAGAAGAGCAGCAAGAGCAACAACAACAACUGCAAGAGCAAGAAAAGCAGCAAGAGCAGCAAGAGCAAGUGGAGCAAAAAGAGCAAAAAGAGCAGCACGAGCCAAAAGAACAAAAAGAGCAAGACGACAAGACUGAAAAAGAAGCUCAAGACGAGAAACCAACAGUGGCACUUGGAAGCAACGGCUCGAAAGAGGCCGAAAAGGCGGAAACCGCCGAAGUCAAGAAAGAUGAACCAGAGGCUGAUGCAAAAACUCAAGAACCCAUUGUUGCAAAGAACGUUAAUGGAGAAGAUGACGACGAAGAGGAGGAAGAGGCUCCUAAAAACGAAAACCUCGAGCCUCCAAUGAGACAAGUAGAAGAAGAUGAAAAUUAUGACGAGGACUAA